CCGGUUUCAAACUGGCCAAUCAGGAGGAGAGCUAACGGGCGGCGGCGGCGGCGGUGGGAUCGGUUGCAGCGCGCGUGCGUGAGGAUCGGAUCGGCGUUCGAUUUCGUUCAGUUAGAAUUUGAAAAGGGAGUUGGCGGAGAAGAGGAACGGCGAGAUGACUGGCUCAAAUGAGUUCAAACUAAACCAAUGUCCAGAGGAUGGAAUAUCAGCUAUUAAGUUCAGCCCAAACACUUCACAGUUCCUCUUGGUGUCAUCCUGGGACUGCACUGUCCGUUUGUAUGAUAUCGCAUCGAAUAAUAUGCGGCUAAAAUACCAACAUUCGGGGUCUGUCCUGGACUGUGCUUUUCAUGAUCCAACUCAUGCGUGGAGUGGCGGAUUGGAUCUAACACUGAAAAUGCGUGAUUUAAACACUGACCAAGAAUCUAUUGUGGGUACCCAUGAUGCUGCAAUUCGUUGCGUUGAAUACUCUCCAGAAGUGAACGUAAUGGUCACGGGAAGUUGGGAUCAAACAGUCAAGCUGUGGGAUCCUAGAACACCUUGCAAUGCUGGGACAUUCGCACAGCCAGAAAGGGUGUACACACUUUCUGUGUCUGGCGAUCGUCUAAUUGUUGGAACAGCUAGCCGUCGUGUACUGGUGUGGGACUUGAGGAACAUGGGCUAUGUUCAGCAGAGGAGAGAAUCUAGUCUGAAGUAUCAGACCCGCUGCAUUAAAGCAUUUCCAAAUAAACAGGGCUAUGUUCUUAGUUCAAUUGAAGGAAGAGUUGCAGUGGAGUACCUUGAUCCUAACCCAGAAGUACAGAAGAAAAAAUAUGCUUUUAAAUGUCAUCGAUUGAAAGAGAACAACCUUGAACAAAUCUAUCCCGUCAAUGCCAUUUCAUUCCACAGUAUCCACAAUACAUUUGCUACAGGUGGCUCUGAUGGAUUUGUGAAUAUCUGGGAUCCUUUCAAUAAGAAAAGAUUGUGUCAGUUCCACCGUUACCCAACCAGUAUUGCAUCACUUGCCUUCAGUAACGACGGCUCUGCUAUUGCAAUAGCAUCAUCAUACAUGUAUGAAAAAGGUGAAAUAGAACACCCUGAAGACAGUAUCUAUAUUCGGCAAGUGACAGAUGCGGAAACAAAGCCCAAGUGAGUUUCUCCUCAGCUGGCUAUUAUCUUUCGACCAUUUGUUCAAACAUUUAUUAAUUUUUCUAAUUUCACGAAUGAAACUGAUGUUGAGUAGAUAACAGUUGCUAGCAGAGCUAGUAUUGAUUUUAUCUUGUUCUCCCAAGCUUUCAAUAUCCUUUGGAUGAUAGACGUCAUAUUGAUAAAAAUGUGCCCACUUGUUUUCUCAGACAGCAUGUCAAAUGUGUCUUUUUUGUGCAAUACUGCAUGAAUCAACAAACAUUUGCUCUUUUACAUUAUAUGUUACAUUUUACAGUGUAACAUUGUUCAAUUAUGGAAGAUUUCUACAUUGAGAUCUGCAACCUUUCAGCAGUGAUCAUUGUCAUAAAGAGCAAUUAAAAAUGUAUGGAAUAUUUUAACUGCUCAGAUAUGUGGAUUUUUGGUCUAGCUAAAAGUUCACCAGAAUUUCAAUCUGAAUUUUUGUGGGAAAGGGUUGAAAAGAUGACAAUCUUUUAUCUACCAUAAUCUGCAGUUUAUAACCAUUGUCUGUAAAUAAAAGUGUUUAUGUAACUGAUGUAAGUUUACAAUUCUGUUAAAGUUCACUUUUCAACUUUGUUUAAAAUUCAAUAAAGGCAUUUAUAUAAAAUAUAA
Molecule: messenger RNA, 1752 nt
Organism: Leucoraja erinaceus (little skate)
Lineage: Eukaryota; Metazoa; Chordata; Chondrichthyes; Rajiformes; Rajidae
Gene: bub3
Product: BUB3 mitotic checkpoint protein
Exons: 7
Coding region: 155-1129 (324 amino acids)
Biological process (GO): mitotic spindle assembly checkpoint signaling
Cellular component (GO): bub1-bub3 complex; mitotic checkpoint complex; kinetochore
Molecular function (GO): ubiquitin binding
Source: RefSeq, a predicted model, not a curated record